This is a messenger RNA of Erpetoichthys calabaricus (reedfish), 3150 nucleotides long. RefSeq names its product hexokinase 2 (gene hk2). The record is from RefSeq and is a predicted model, not a curated record. Gene Ontology annotation, cellular component: mitochondrion; cytosol. The coding region runs from base 111 to 2864 and encodes 917 amino acids. Gene Ontology annotation, molecular function: ATP binding; glucokinase activity; mannokinase activity. Lineage: Eukaryota; Metazoa; Chordata; Cladistia; Polypteriformes; Polypteridae. The transcript is spliced from 18 exons. Gene Ontology annotation, biological process: glycolytic process; intracellular glucose homeostasis; glucose 6-phosphate metabolic process.
CACUCGAGUUACAUGUGUUUGAGCGCGGCAGCCGGUGGACUGCGAGAGACUGACACGGAUACGAAAAAGGGAAAAGUCGGGGUGUCUUUCUCCACGAGGUUAUCGGAAACAUGAUUGCAUCGCAUCUUCUAGCGUAUCUUUUUGCCGAACUGAGCCAUGAUCAAGUGCAAAAGGUUGAUAAAUAUCUCUAUCACAUGCGACUGUCAGAUGAGACACUUCUGGACAUCUCAAACCGCUUCCGGAAGGAGAUGGAGAAAGGGCUUGGCAAAGAUACCAACCCCACUGCCUCAGUUAAGAUGCUGCCCACUUUUGUCUGUUCAACCCCAGAUGGCACUGAAAAAGGUGAUUUCUUAGCUUUGGAUCUUGGUGGCACCAACUUUCGGGUUCUGUAUGUUAAAGUCUCAGAUAAUGGGAAGCAAAAAGUGGAGAUGCAGAAUCAAAUCUAUGCUAUUCCUGAGAACUUGAUGAGGGGGAGUGGAUCACAGCUCUUUGACCACAUUGCAGAGUGUCUUGCCAACUUCUUGGAAAAGCUUGAAAUCAAGGACAAGAAGCUCCCACUAGGAUUUACAUUCAGCUUUCCAUGUCAACAGAAUAAACUGGAUGAGAGCAUCCUUCUAAACUGGACAAAAGGUUUCAAAGCUAGUGGUGUUGAGGGUCGAGAUGUUGUUGGACUGCUGAGAAAAGCUAUUAGGAAGCGAGGGGAUUUCGACAUCGAUGUUGUUGCAGUUGUUAAUGACACUGUAGGCACCAUGAUGACCUGUGGCUAUGAUGACCAUAACUGUGAAGUAGGGCUGAUUAUUGGCACUGGUACUAAUGCAUGCUACAUGGAAGAGAUGCGCCAUAUAGAUCUUGUGGAAGGUGAUGAGGGACGUAUGUGUAUCAACAUGGAGUGGGGUGCAUUUGGAGAUGACUGUGUUCUGGAUGAUGUACGAACAGAGUUUGACCGUGAAAUAGACAUGGGCUCCCUCAACCCUGGCAAGCAGCUUUUUGAGAAGAUGAUCAGUGGAAUGUACAUGGGAGAGCUGGUGCGACUUAUUAUGGUUAAAAUGGCCAAAGAAAAUCUGCUGUUUGGUGGCAAGAUCACCCCCAGUCUUUUGACCACAGGACACUUUGAGACCACAUUUGUCUCUGCCAUUGAGAAAGAUAAGGAUGGCCUGGAGAAAGCUAAUGAGGUCCUUUCAAAACUUGGCCUGGAUCCCUCACAUGAAGAUUGUCUAGCGACACAAAGGAUCUGCCAAAUCGUUUCAGAGCGUGCUGCCAAUCUGUGUGCUGCAACACUGGCUGGCGUGCUGCGGCAAAUCAAAGAAAACAAGGCUGUGGAUCGUUUGCGAACUACAGUUGGGGUGGAUGGUUCGGUGUACAAGAAGCAUCCUCAGUUUGCACGGCGCUUGCACAGGAUGGUACGCCGCCUGGUCCCUGACUGUGAUGUGCGCUUCCUGCGCUCCGAGGAUGGCAGUGGCAAAGGUGCUGCCAUGGUGACAGCAGUGGCAUAUAGGCUGGCUAGCCAGCAAGCAGAACGGCAGACCACAUUGGACAUGUUUCGCUUGAAUAAGGAGCAGCUAUUAGAAAUCAAGCAGCGAAUGCGAGUAGAGAUGGAACGUGGUUUGAAGAAAGAAACCCAUAACAGUGCCACAGUUAAGAUGUUGCCAACUUAUGUACGCUCCACACCUGAUGGCACAGAAAAAGGGGAUUUCCUUGCUCUGGACCUGGGUGGGACAAAUUUUCGAGUGCUUCUGGUACGGGUGCGUAAUGGGAUGCGACGUGGUGUGGAGAUGCAUAACAAGAUCUACUCGAUCCCAGCUGAGGUGAUGCAGGGCACUGGUGAGGAGCUCUUUGAUCACAUUGUGCACUGUAUCUCGGAUUUCCUAGAAUACAUGGGAAUGAAAGGUGUGUCACUACCUAUGGGCUUUACUUUCUCCUUCCCUUGUCACCAAAACAACCUGGAUGAGGGUAUCCUUUUGAAGUGGACAAAGGGGUUCAAGGCAACUGGCUGUGAAGGAGAGGAUGUUGUUACUUUGCUAAAAGAGGCCAUUCACCGAAGGGAGGAAUUUGAUUUAGAUGUGGUAGCAGUUGUAAAUGAUACAGUUGGUACAAUGAUGACCUGUGGCUAUGAAGAUCCUUAUUGUGAAGUUGGCUUGAUUGUAGGGACUGGCAGUAAUGCAUGCUACAUGGAAGAGAUGCGAAAUGUGGAUCUAGUAUCUGGAGAAGAAGGGCGCAUGUGCAUUAAUAUGGAGUGGGGAGCCUUUGGAGAUAGUGGUUGCUUGGAUGACUUCAGAACCCCCUUUGAUAAGUCUGUUGAUGACCUGUCCCUCAACCCUGGAAAACAAAGGUAUGAGAAGAUGAUCAGUGGAAUGUACCUUGGAGAAAUUGUCCGUAACAUUCUUAUUGAUUUUACCAAAAGAGGCCUGCUCUUUAGGGGCCGCAUCUCUGAAAGGCUGAAAACUAGAAGCAUCUUUGAGACCAAAUUCCUGUCGCAGAUUGAGAGUGAUCGUCUCGCCUUGCGUCAGGUGCGCUCAAUCCUGCAACACUUGGGUCUGGACAGCACUUGUGAUGACAGUAUCAUUGUCAAGGAGGUGUGCACUGCUGUAGCCCGGCGGGCUGCUCAGCUGUGUGGUGCUGGCCUUGCUGCUGUUGUGGAUAAAAUCCGUGAAAACCGUGGCCUGGAUUUUCUCAAGAUCACCGUUGGAGUGGAUGGCACCCUGUACAAACUACACCCCCACUUUGCGACUGUUUUGCAUCAAACAGUCCAGGACUUGGCCCCCAGCUGCAGUGUCUCCUUUCUCCAGUCUGAAGAUGGAAGUGGCAAAGGUGCAGCGCUCAUCACAGCUGUGGCCUGUCGGAUUCGUGAAGCAGGGCAGCGCUGAUCAGAACAUAAAUGAGCCUCUGGUAGAGGAAGAUUAAAAACAAAUCUGGCAAUGUGGGACAAUUUACAGCUAGGUUUCCCUCUAAUAAUCACUCUUCAGUGAAGGACUGAAACGGCAAAGGGAUUUUUGAAAGGGCUUACCUGGCAUUGUAGCACCCUGACGGUUGGUUUUUUUUUUUUUUUUUUUUUUUUCCCCCUAACAUACAUUGGUUCUACCUUGGCAGUACUGGAGUGUUUAUUUUUUAUUUUUAUUUUUUUGUUUACAAGUAUUUGACUUUGGGAAAUAA